Molecule: messenger RNA, 627 nt
Organism: Gregarina niphandrodes
Lineage: Eukaryota; Apicomplexa; Conoidasida; Eugregarinorida; Gregarinidae
Product: putative transmembrane protein
Exons: 1
Coding region: 1-627 (208 amino acids)
Source: RefSeq, a predicted model, not a curated record
AUGAAUUUGGUGACGUUGCGUUACAACUUGGUGAACACGGGUUUGCUGAGUAACCGGCAGGCGUUGACGUUUGCGGCAGUGGGACCGGUGGCGUUGUCGGUGCUGGUUCAAUGGCUACCGUUGGAUUUUGGCGAGGCGUUGGAUACAUUAUGUUCUCUAGCGAUUGGUUAUUGGGUACCGUUGUUGGUUUACGUGGUGGCUAUGCGUCAGUCGCCUUUGGCACUGCGCGACGAGGUGCGUAAGGAUGUGUUACGGCUCUCCAUCUCCGCCUUCCGUCCUGUCCAGGGCAGUCUUCAGGAAGUGCAGGAAGUGCUGCGCAAAUGGGCCAAGUACGCCGCCCACGGAGAUGUACAACUUCGCGUCCUCCUCCGCAUGGACAAACCCCAGGACCGCCAAGAGUUCAUCGCGCGUCGCAUCCCGCGCAGUGAAUCCUCAUUCGGCACCCGUAGCUCCUCCCUCACCGCCCUCUCCGUCUUCUCUAGAAGAUCCUCCUGCCCCUCCUCCAUCCGCUCCAAAACCGUCCUCUCGCUUGAGGGAUCAGACCGCGCCGCUGUCCAUAGGCGCCUCUCUUGCGACCACACCCGUGUGCUCGACCACACCCGUCUGCUGACCACACCCGUCUGCUAG